GUUCCCGAGCAGAACCUAUUUCUCAUCAGCCUCCGCCUCCUGGGGUUGCAGGGCCAGGCCAAGACAGGGCUGCUGCUGGCGUCACUGGGCACACGGCUGCUUUCCCACAGCCCUGUGCUUGCGCCCCCGCUCCACAUAGGAGACCUGGUCACCCUUCACCCACCUAGCUUGGUCCCUCCAGGGAAUUUUUUACGGGUUGCCCUGCCGUCUGCCCCAGGUGAUAAAUCAGGGCAGAGCAGGAUGCAAGACUCCUGCGUGGAGGAUAUAAAAGGAGAAAAGCCCUGAGAGGCACAGGCUUCGCGGCUCCCAGAGCAAGAAGGGCUGGGGCAGCAUGGACCCAUGGAGCAGAACGCCUCUCUAUGGGCUCCUGCUGGUGCUCUGCAGCUCCUGCACCUUCAGUUUCCCCGCAGACACCAGCGCCUUCAGAAGGAUCUUCCUUAAGAAAAUGCCCUCAGUCCGGGAAAGCCUGAAGGAGCGAGGAGUGGACGUGGCCAGACUGGGCGCCGAAUGGAACCAGUUUGCCAAGACACUCUCCUUGGGCAACAGCACCUCCCCUGUGGUCCUCACCAACUACCUAGACACCCAGUACUAUGGCGAGAUCAGCAUUGGCACCCCACCCCAGACCUUCAAAGUCAUCUUUGACACAGGCUCUGCCAACCUCUGGGUCCCCUCCAGCAAGUGCAGCCCUCUCUACAUGGCCUGUGAGAUUCACAGCCCCUAUGACUCCUCGGAAUCCUCCACCUACAUGGAGAACGGGACGGACUUCACCAUCCGCUACGGAUCCGGGCAGGUCAAGGGCUUCCUGAGCCAGGAUGUGGUGACUGUGGGCGGGAUCACGGUGACGCAGACGUUUGGCGAGGUCACGGAGCUGCCCCUCAUACCCUUCAUGCUCGCCAAGUUUGACGGGGUCCUGGGCAUGGGCUUCCCUGCGCAGGCCGUCGGUGGGGUCACCCCAGUCUUUGACCACAUCCUCUCCCAGGGGGUGUUAAAGGAGGAUGUCUUCUCUGUCUACUACAGCAGAAAUUCCAAGAAUUCCCACUUGCUGGGGGGAGAGAUUGUGCUGGGAGGCAGCGACCCUCAGUAUCACCAAGGGAAUUUCCACUACGUGAGCGUGGGCAAGACUGGCUCCUGGCAGAUCAAAAUGAAAGGGGUGUCUGUGAAAUCGACCACCCUGCUCUGUGAGGAGGGCUGCGUGGCGGUGGUGGAUACCGGCGCUUCCUACAUCUCGGGUCCCACCAGCUCCCUGAGGCUGCUCAUGGAGACCCUGGGGGCCAAGGAGUUGAGCACAGACGAAUAUGUCGUGAACUGUAACCAGGUGCCCACACUCCCUGACAUCUCCUUUCACCUCGGAGGCAGAGACUACACCCUCACCAGCGCGGACUAUGUGUUACAGGACCCCUACAGUAACAGUGAUCUAUGUACCCUGGCCCUCCAUGGCCUGGACGUCCCGCCACCCACUGGGCCUGCCUGGGUCCUGGGCGCCAGCUUCAUCAGGAAGUUCUACACGGAGUUUGAUCGACAUAACAAUCGUAUUGGCUUUGCCUUAGCCCGCUGAGUCUGCUCGGUCCUUGCGCAGGGCCAGAGGACUCGGUGGGCCCAUAGGGCCGUGUGUGUGUCCUCACGGAGUGGAGCUUCUCCCUAGCACUUGCCUUGUGCCCAGCACCAGUUCUUCCCUGCUUUGAGGACAAAGAGAAUAAAGACUGUAUGUUCACAUGUCUAUCGGGCCUGCCU
Molecule: messenger RNA, 1731 nt
Organism: Talpa occidentalis (Iberian mole)
Lineage: Eukaryota; Metazoa; Chordata; Mammalia; Eulipotyphla; Talpidae
Gene: REN
Product: renin
Exons: 10
Coding region: 332-1555 (407 amino acids)
Biological process (GO): angiotensin maturation
Molecular function (GO): aspartic-type endopeptidase activity
Source: RefSeq, a predicted model, not a curated record